This is a messenger RNA of Pseudopodoces humilis (Tibetan ground-tit), 3207 nucleotides long. It is a transcript of the gene AFAP1L2, whose product is annotated as actin filament associated protein 1 like 2. Gene Ontology annotation, cellular component: cytosol. Gene Ontology annotation, molecular function: SH2 domain binding; SH3 domain binding. The record is from RefSeq and is a predicted model, not a curated record. NCBI's taxonomy places the organism in Eukaryota, Metazoa, Chordata, Aves, Passeriformes, Paridae. Gene Ontology annotation, biological process: inflammatory response; positive regulation of interleukin-8 production; regulation of interleukin-6 production.
AACCCUCGGGAGUGCUGGGCUGCGGCCGCGCUCAUCGCCAUGGAGAAGUACAAAGCUCUCGAGCAGCUGCUCACAGAACUUGAAGAUUUUCUGAGGAUACUGGACAAGGAGAACUUGAGCAGCACUGCUUUGGUGAAGAAGAGCUUCCUCUCUGACCUUCUGAAAGUCUACACCAAGUCCAGUGGUGGUGAUGAGGAGUAUAUUUAUAUGAACAAAGUGACAGUCCAUAAACAGCAGGACGACCAAGAGAAACAAGACAAAGUGCUGGAUCAGAAGAGCUCCCUGACCAAUGGAGACUCAGGACUGCAUUUGUUACCUCCUCAGAAGAGCCUGCCAGACCUCCCCCCUCCAAAGAUUCUCGAAACAAAACAACCUGCAGUCCCCAAGAUUGAAUCUCCAGAGGGAUAUUAUGAAGAGGCUGAGCCCUAUGACGUCUCUGUAAAUGAAGAUGGUGAAGCCGUUAGUAGUUCCUAUGAAUCUUACGAUGAGGAAGAGAGCAGCAAAGGCAAGUCAGCAACCCAUCAGUGGCCAUCCCCAGAGGCCACCAUUGAGCUGAUGAAGGAUGCCCGCAUCUGUGCCUUCCUGUGGAGAAAGAAGUGGCUGGGACAGUGGGCAAAACAGCUGUGUGUUAUCAAGGACACCAGGUUGCUGUGCUACAAGAGCUCCAAAGACCACAACCCCCAGCUCGACGUGAAUUUGCUGGGCUGCACUGUCAUUCACAAGGAAAAGCAAGUGAGGAAGAAAGAGCACAAGCUGAAGAUCAUCCCCACGAACGCUGAUGUCAUCGUGCUGGGGCUGCAGAGCAAAGACCAGGCAGAACAGUGGCUCAGGGUAAUCCAAGAGACCAGUGGUCUGCUUUGUGAAGGAGGCAGUGAAGGCAACCAGUACAUCCCAGACUCACAGCGUCUCGGUUACCCAAAGGUGGAGGUGUCUGAGAGAUACUCUGCAGCCUCCGAGAGCGGGAGCAGCACCGAUGGCCACAUGGAGACAGCCGAGACAAAAGAUGUUAAGAAGAAGGGCACAACUGGCCUGAAACUGAGCAACCUGAUGAACCUCGGGAGGAAGAAGUCCAGCUCCCUGGAUAGCCCAGAGAGAUCCCUGGAGACUUCAAGUUACCUGAACGUGCUGGUGAACAGCCAGUGGAAGUCCCGGUGGUGUCAGAUAAAAGAUGGACACCUCCAUUUCUACCAGGACAAGAACCGAAGCAAACUGGCUCAGCAGCCCCUGAGCUUGGCAGGCUGUGAAAUCAUCCCAGAGCCGAGCCCUGACCAUCUUUACUCCUUCCGCAUCCUGCACAACGGCGAGGAACGGGUUGUUUUGGAGGCAAAGUCCUCAGAGGAAAUGGGCCACUGGCUGGGCCUCCUCUUGUCGGAGUCAGGCUCGAAAACAGACCCAGAGGAAUUUACCUACGAUUACGUGGAUGCUGACAGGGUUUCCUGCAUUGUGAGCGCUGCGAAAAAUUCCUUCUUCCUAAUGCAGAGGAAAUACUCUGAACCCAACGCCUACAUCGACAACCUGCCCAAGGGCAGGCUGCAGCAGGACGAGCUGUACGACGAUGUGGAUCUGCCGGACAUGCCUGUGGAAGAACUACCCAAGAGUGAGAGCAAAUUGGAGGCGGACCAAGACAGAGUGUAUCUGGAUCUCACCCCAGUGAAGACCUUACUACACUGUGCUGGCAAGAUGUCAUGCCAGUCUUCACCCCUCAGCUCACCCUCUCUAGAAAGGGCUGCCAGCAAGGCUGCCCCAGAGAGCACAGCUGAGACAGCCCCUGUGGCUAAGGAAGCUGAGCCCUGUACUAAGGCAGCAGAGACCUCGGAGCAGAAACACCCAGAGAAGCCAGAGCCUGAGGAGGUUCUGCCACGAGUGCCUGCUGUCAAAAUCCAGACCCAGCAGCAGAACACUGCCUUCCCCCAGGUGGGCCUCGAGGUGCCAGCGGGCACAGUUCCAGCAGGCAGUCCCCAGCUGGUGCCUGCACACCGGCCCAAGAUGCCACUGCCAGCAGCAGCAGUGGAAACCAAGCUGGGCAAGAACAGGACAGAGGCAGAGGUGAAACGGUUCACAGAGGAGAAGGAACGGCUGGAGAAGGAGAAGGAUGAAAUCCGAGCUCAGCUCACCCAGCUGCGCAAGGAGAGGCGGGAACUGAAGGAGAUGCUUGGUGGCAGCACAGACAAGAGCCUGGAGCAGAGGCUGAAGGAGAUAGAUGAAGAAUGCAAAAGGAAGGAAAGCCAGAGGGUGGACCUGGAGCUGAGCCUGGUGGAGGUGAAAGAGAACCUGAAGAAGGCAGAGUCUGGCCCAGUGACCCUGGGCACGGCCGUGGAUACCACCCAUCUGGAGAACGCAGCCCCACGGGUUCAGGCAAAAAGUGCCAGUCCAGCAAACAGUGCAGAGAACUCCCCAGUCAAUUCAGCAACGGCUUUAAAAAACCGGCCUUUAUCUGUUAUGGUCACAGGGAAGGGAACAGUCCUACAGAAAGCUAAGGAAUGGGAGAAAAAGGGAGCUAGUUAGAAGCACAUUGUUCAGAAAUGGACUAAAGACUCGAAUUGCCCACGCAUGGCCCAGGGGAUUCAACCAUCUGUCUGUGGAGGUUGGGUGUUCAACACCACCACACACCAAGUGCCUCCUCCACGUCACACCCACGGCUCAGAUGCAGCACUGGAGUCAACAGCUGCUGAUACGAGUUAUCCCAAAAGAACUUGCUCUUUCCAGACAAAUCCCAAUCUUGUAGCUAAAACAAUAACAACCAGUGGCAAUCCUUCCAUCAAAGUCCUAACCCAGCUGAUGUAAACAAGAAUGUUACUGUACAUAGGGGUGUUUUGUGUAUUUCUACUCUGAAGGUUUAUCAAUGAGUUAUUAAGGUUUCUAUAUUAGUGACUGUAGUGGAUUCAGAAGGGACCUCUACUAUUCCUCAGCCUGGUAAGUUUGUACCUGUCCUGAUAAAUUGGAGUCAACUAAAGUCUCACCUGUCUUGCUGCCAGUUGUCACUCAGCUGCAUUUCAUCCAGCCUCCAGUCAAGGGCUAUCCCCACAAGUGAGCAAUACUUCAAACAUGAAUGAGAAGCACACAGCAGCCUGUCCAGGGCAUUUUUAAUCAGUGUCCUGAUGCAUUCUAACAUUUCCUACCAGCUGCAGCUUUGCUAGAAUAUUGAGCUGCUCACCUUCUCAUGCUGUAAGCUGUGCUACAGACUGGCAGCACCAAGAGCUCUAGGUA